Messenger RNA from Peronospora matthiolae, 804 nucleotides. Lineage: Eukaryota; Oomycota; Peronosporomycetes; Peronosporales; Peronosporaceae. The record is from the annotation of a GenBank genome assembly.
AUGGACACCACUUCGCAACGAGGUUCCAGUACUUCUGUCGGCACAUCGCAGGAAGAGCGGGACCGCAAUGUCUUGCGUCUCGCUCCUGAGAAUAAGGCAUGGAUGCCUCCCAAAUCAGUCAUGGAUCACUUGUCGGCGACGAUGAGUGAUCGUUAUCGAACACGGUUGUUCGAUUCGUCAAGGAUUCAUCACCUUGACCCCAGCGCGAAAAACUAUCGCGCUAAGAAUGAAUUCUUCAUCGAUGCUUUCUUUAGACAUCGAUGGUACAGUGGGAAUCACAAGCGUGAUGGUCCCUCACUGCUUCAGGCGUGGAACGCCUACAUCCAUAACCCUGAGGAUGUAGGUCGUGACGCUUGGAACGACAAACUUAUCAAAGCUCGUGAUAAGUUUGAAAAGCGAACCCCAACAGGUGCACGCUACAAGCUGCAUCGUCUGUCAAGGGAGAAGGGAUUGCCCUGCCUCUCUUGGGGAGACUCGUGCCCGUGUUGUGUGAACAACUCUGCACGAGCACCUAAGGAGGCUUACCUCCCUAAUAGCCCGUGGUGGCGCGUACGUGUCUCUAUUGAGAUGUACGAAGGGAUUGACAACCUGAAAUCCCUUUACGACCGUGCCGGAAAGACUUUCUCCGGCGGUCCUUCUGCGGCACAGGAUGUGCCGCGUCGUACUGCUCAACCAGACCCAGUACGUCGAUCAUCAGUUGGGAGCGGGGCUCCCAAGAAUCCCAGGACGGGGGAUAGCCGCGCCACCGGACGAGAUAACUCGUCCGACGUCCGUUCACGUCGCGGUGGUUCAACAGCUGCUUAA